CACUUCUACUUUGCAUGGAUGAUUCAUGUCUUAAAGUAAAAAAAAAUAAAAAUAAAAAAUCCAGCUCGGGAUUCCAAUUCGCAUUUCAAAAAGGAGGCGGUGUACAGAUCUAAUUCUAACUCGGCACGGAGAACGGUAGGUUGGUCUUUAGAUCUGAUAGAAUGCAUCUCUUUCUUUUCAUUUCAAGGUUGAGCAUGUUGACAUGAGGAAUCAUCAGCUUGCAAAAUGAAAUCUCCUCCAUUACCUGCGGUCAAGAAGUUGUAAUCUGCCAAAACUUAGGUGGAGAUAUGGUUAAGCAUUGUGGAGUGUUCCUUCUUUUUCUAGCUAUUGGAUUCGUUUUUCAGUCCGUUAAGACGCGUCUCCCUCCGGAAGAGAUUGAAGCCCUCAAAAGCAUCGCUAGGGCAUUAAAUAAAACCAGUUGGGAUUUUAGUGUGGAUCCGUGUAGCCAAGAAUUGAGUUGGGUCACUCCUAAUGCUCUUGUUGGAUUUGAAAACAGCGUAUGGUGCAAUAACUGCUCUGAUGAUGGAAGUGUUUGCCAUGUGACAAGCAUAGUCCUCAAGUCUCAGAACCUUGUGGGAAGGCUCCCACCAGAAAUGGCAAAGCUUCCAUUCCUCCAAGAAAUUGACCUCACCCGCAACUAUAUCUAUGGAUCAAUUCCAAAAGAGUGGGCUGUUCUGCCACUUGUGAAUUUUUCUCUUCUUGGCAAUCGAAUCUCAGGGCAAAUCCCUUCAUGGAUUGGGAACUUCACAAACCUUAGAAAUCUGGUGCUAGAAGAAAAUCAACUUAUGGGUUCUCUUCCAGAGCAGCUUGGGCAUCUCAACAGCUUAGAGCUAUUUCAAUUAUCGUCGAACUUUUUGUCUGGCGAGCUGCCGGAUACAUUUACUAAUUUAACCAAUUUACAAUACUUUUUGAUUCGCAGCAACAACUUCAAUGGAAAGAUACCACAGUUUAUCCAGAACUGGACACAGCUUCUAAGACUAGACCUUCAAGCAAGUGGUCUUCAAGGGCCCAUUCCUUCAGGAAUUUCUCGUUUGAAGAAAUUGGAUGACUUGCGAAUCAGUGACAUAGUUGGUAACUCUGGCUUUCCACAGUUGCAAGGUAUUGAACAACUGCAAUAUCUGACAUUAAGGAAUUGUGGUAUAUCCGGAGUGAUCCCCAAAUUUAUGGACAAUUUUGUAAAUCUCAAACGGCUGGAUUUAAGCUUCAACAAGUUAUCUGGAAAUAUUUCAACGACAUUUCAGAGUCUUCUGCAUACUAAUGUGAUGUUUCUUACCGGUAAUAACUUAUCUGGUUCUGUACCUGACUGGAUGCUUUUGGGCAAAAACAACAUUGACCUUUCUUAUAAUAAUUUCACAUUGAAUUUUCAAGAUCAAACAUGUCAAGUGGGAAAAGUCAAUUUGCUGGGAAGCUCCUAUUCAUUUCAUAAUAUGACUGAACGAGUGCCAUGCUUGGAGGCAAUUCCUUGUGCUGGAUAUCAGCGGUCAUUGAAUAUAAAUUGUGGAGGAGAUCAGGUGACUACUGAUGAUAACCUGAUAUAUGAGUCAGAUAAUGAUGGAUCUGAUGGUGUCUCAACAUUUCGUGUGGGUACAAACUGGGCAGUUAGUAGCACCGGCGCUUUUCUGGAUUUGAGUGAUAAUAACAAUUUUAUAACAACAACUAGACAGAAUCUUUCCAUGCCUGACUCUGAAUUGUACGCAAAUGCACGAAUUUCACCAUUAUCUCUUAGUUAUUAUGGACUUUGCUUAUUAAAUGGGAACUAUAGUGUUAAACUGCACUUUGCGGAGAUAAUAAUCACUGACUACAAUGGAUAUAUCAGUCCUGGCAGGAGAAUAUUUGAUGUUUAUAUACAGGGAGAACUUGUUUUGAAAGACUUCAAUAUCAAAGUUGAGGCAAAUGGGUCAGAAAAAGCAGUUGUGAAGAAGUUUAAUGCCAUUGUUACAAAGAAUAAGUUGGAGAUUCGGUUUUAUUGGGCUGGCAAAGGAACAACAAACAUCCCUAUAAGUGGAACCUAUGGUCCUCUCGUAUCAGCUAUAUCUGUGGCUCCCAAUUUCAAGCCUCCAAGAAAAAGCAGAAAGCAUGUCAUUCUGGUAGUGGGAAUCCUCGUUUCAGCACUUUGUCUGAUUAUCUUGCUUUUAUAUGCAAUUUGGAAGAAAGGUUAUUUCAGGAGAAGGGAUUCAAUACGCCAAGAUCUGAGGCGGUUAGAGCUGCAAACUGGUUCCUUCAGCCUAAGGCAAAUACAAGAUGCUACCAAUAAUUUUAGUGCCUCUAACAAGAUUGGGGAAGGAGGUUUUGGAUCAGUCUACAGGGGUUUAUUGUCAGAUGGUACCAUGAUAGCUGUGAAACAGCUUUCCUCGAAGUCGACACAAGGAAAUCGUGAAUUUCUUAAUGAGAUAGGCAUGAUUUCUGCUCUACAGUAUCCAAAUCUAGUAAGGCUUUACGGAUGCUGUGUUGAAGAAAAUCAAUUACUGCUUGUAUAUGAGUAUUUGGAGAAUAAUAGCCUUGCCAAUGCUCUUUUUGGCCCAGAGAAAUACGAACUGAAACUGGAUUGGUUAACAAGGCAGAAGAUUUGUGUUGGUAUUGCUAGAGGUUUGGCAUAUCUUCACGAGGAGUCGAUGCUCAGAAUUGUUCACAGAGACAUAAAACCUACCAAUGUUUUACUAGACAGGGAACUGAAUCCGAAGAUAUCAGAUUUCGGCUUGGCUAAGCUCAAUGAAAAUGAACACACCCACAUAAGCACCAGAGUAGCUGGAACCAUGGGAUAUAUGGCACCUGAGUAUGCUACAAGGGGCUACUUGACCCUGAAGGCAGAUGUAUACAGCUUUGGAAUUGUUGCACUGGAAAUUAUUACUGGGAAGAGUGUCACAAAGAUAACCAACGAAGGAGACAUUCACCUUUUGGAUUGGGCGCACAUGCUAAGAGAGAAAGGGGAGUUACUGAUGCUUGUUGACAAGAAUCUGGGGCUUGAUUUCAACAAGGAAGAAGCUCUAAGGAUGAUCAAGGUAUCUUUGUUGUGUUCGAAUUCAUUACCUGCUAGGAGGCCACCAAUGUCGAUGGUGGUGUCCAUGCUGACAUCCGAUAUCAGCGUUCCAGAUUUUGCUCCAUAUUCAGGCAUAUUGGGCGAACAUAUAGCUCAGGAAAUCAUGUAUAAUCCUCAUGACUGUAAGUGUUCAGCUUCAGAAAGCCCGAUUCUACAUUUCCAUGGGGAAGUGAUUGAUGAUUCUUAGCCUGGCACUUCCAACUCUGAUCCUUCUCGUUCACUGCAGGCUUCAGAACUAAUUUGAUCAUAAAAUAUACUGAAGGACUUGAAUCAUUGAGGAUCUUGGCUGAUGAGGACAUCCGACCGUGGAAAGUCAAAAAAGUAAUCAAAGAUCUACGGUCAUGAUUAGAACACUUUAUUUUUGAGUUAUUUGUAUUUGAUUUAUUUAUGCAUCUUUUUUAUUUUUUACCCUCACUUGAGGGAGUAGGCUUAUGUGACCCAAGGGGACACUUUUGUCAUUUGAUUUGUAUUUUGGCUAUUUAUAGCCCCCCUCAUCUUCUUUUGAGGCAUAAUGAAUACUAUUAUUAAAAUUUUCAGUACUUGUGUUCUUGGA
This is a messenger RNA of Dendrobium catenatum, 3590 nucleotides long. RefSeq names its product probable leucine-rich repeat receptor-like serine/threonine-protein kinase At3g14840. Gene Ontology annotation, molecular function: protein kinase activity; ATP binding; protein binding. Bases 288 to 3224 code for a protein of 978 amino acids. The record is from RefSeq and is a predicted model, not a curated record. Gene Ontology annotation, biological process: protein phosphorylation. NCBI's taxonomy places the organism in Eukaryota, Viridiplantae, Streptophyta, Magnoliopsida, Asparagales, Orchidaceae. The transcript has 25 exons.